Messenger RNA from Camellia sinensis, 577 nucleotides. Lineage: Eukaryota; Viridiplantae; Streptophyta; Magnoliopsida; Ericales; Theaceae. The record is from RefSeq and is a predicted model, not a curated record.
CUCAAUCUCAUCCCCACAACCCAUCUCUUUCUUUCUCUACAACUUUCUGUGUCUACGAAUCUUUACAUCUCCUUGAAUGGCGUCCAAUACCCAAUCCUAUUUCGAAGAUUUAUUGCCAAUCAUGGCCGACAAGUUGGGCGGGGAAGGCUUGAUCGAAGAGCUGUGUAAUGGGUUUAGGUUGCUGAUGGACGGUGAUAAAGGGAUCAUCACGUUCGAUAGCCUCAAGAGAAACGCUGCCCUGUUAGGGUUGCAGGAAUUGAGGGACGAUGAUCUGAGGGGAAUGUUGAGAGAAGGCGAUUUCGACGGUGAUGGAGCACUCAAUCAGAUGGAGUUUUGCGUUCUGAUGUUCAGAUUGAGCCCCGAGUUGAUGGAACACUCUCAGUUUUUGUUAGAGGAAGCCCUUCAACAGGAAUUGAGAGACUUGUAUUAAUUUUUAUUUUUUAUUUUUUUUUUUGGGUUACAGAAAGACUUGUAUUAAUUCUAAUUAUGAUUUUCUUUUUACAUACAAAUCUUUGUCCUGUUGAAUCAAAAACAAAAAUGAAUCAAAAAAAUUCUUUGUCUUGUUGAUUGCUUCGGA